AUGAUAGAAGAUAAUUAUGGUACUUUAAUUACAAGACCGAAGAAUAUUGCUGAUGAAUUCAGAAUGUACUCUGAAAAACUCCUUAACAGAGACUCAACAACAGAAGUAGGCAAACAAAAAGACACCAUAUUACCUUAUACAAUAGAACCGGAAGUAUUAAUUCCGAAUUUAGAAGAAGUACAGUAUGCAAUCUAG
Cinara cedri is the source of this 195-nucleotide messenger RNA. Lineage: Eukaryota; Metazoa; Arthropoda; Insecta; Hemiptera; Aphididae. The record is from the annotation of a GenBank genome assembly.